This is a messenger RNA of Microplitis demolitor, 962 nucleotides long. Its product is annotated as glycine and tyrosine-rich protein. NCBI's taxonomy places the organism in Eukaryota, Metazoa, Arthropoda, Insecta, Hymenoptera, Braconidae. The record is from RefSeq and is a predicted model, not a curated record. Bases 101 to 691 code for a protein of 196 amino acids. The transcript has 5 exons.
AAAUACCCUACUCUAAGAGCUUACUUCCCAUUACAUCAUUAAUUUUGUGAAGAAUUAUUGUUUUAAUCAGCUGAUAGUUGAAAGAUUAAUUCACUAAAUCAUGGAGCUUAAGUUUUUGUUAAUUCUUUUGGUAGCUGUUUCUUCUAUACCUUCGGGACAAGGAUGUUUUGGAGGUGGCAAGAAAGAUGAUGAUGAAGCGAGUACUGAAAAAACUGAAGAUGAACCAGUUGAUGACGGACCAGAAAUCUGUAAUAGUCUUCAAGAAUCAUGUAGUGAUGAUAGCGAAUGCUGUGACGGGAAUAUGUGUCAAGGUGGAACUUGUGCUGAAAAAUCUGAAUAUGAAGCAGGUGGCGGUGAACCACCAGGUGGCGGUGAAACACUAGGUGGCGGCGAACCACCAGGUGGCGAUGAACCACUAGGUGGCGGUGAACCACCAGGUGGCGAUGAACCACUAGGUGGCGGCGAACCACCAGGUGGCGAUGAACCACUAGGUGGCGGCGAACCACCAGGUGGCGAUGAACCACUAGGUGGCGGUGAACCACCAGGUGGCGGUGAACCACUAGGUGGCGGUGAACCACCAGGUGGCGGUGAACCACCAGUAAUGUGCAUGGGUGGAGAAGGAAAUGAAUGCAGUGAUGAUAGCGAAUGCUGUGACGGUGACACAUGUCAAGCAGGAGUUUGUGGCAAAUAAUCAGAUGAUGACAUACAAGAAAUUUAAUCGCGCCCCGGAGCAGAAGUAAGCCAUGAAAAUGUUGAUUGACUCACGCACUUGUAAAAAAAAAUUUCACAAAUUUACUUAAAUUUUGAAAAUGUUUAUUUUGGUGUUCUGAUAGCAGUUCUUGCUGUGACGGCGCUACAUGUGACGAAGGAACUUGUUGGGUAUAUUUAUAGAAUUCUGUUUCUUUCAUAAUCCAAAAGAAAAGAAUAGAAAUUUUUAAAAAUAAAAAAAUCCACACUUUUAA